UUUUUUUUUCAAACAUCAUUUCCGCUAUAGAGAUCAUGAAGGGUCAGGAGCUAUGACGUGAAAUGAAAACAAUUAGGGGACAAGAGAAGACUUAGCCCCGUCUGAAGCAGCCUCCGUCCCCUUAAGGAUUCAGCGUUGCUAUGCUGCUCUUUUGGAUCCUGAAGAGACUUCACCGUCCUGCGUCGCCACCAUCCAGCCUAUAUUUUUGGGCCAGAGGAGUUUCUUUGAGCGGAUCCUUGAACAGGUCUAACGUAGAGAAUCCGGGCGAGAAGCCAGAAUAUUCAAGCCAUGGACCCGACUCUACGAACACCGUCUCCACGGACUCGCAAAGAGUCACAAUACCACCUCCACCCACCCACUGCUGCAUGAGCGGGUGCCAUAACUGCGUGUGGAUCGCGUAUGCCGAGGAACUGCUGGAGUUAUAUAAAGAUGGAGGUGAACGGGCUCUCCGUGCCGUGGAGAAGAACAUAGAAGAUGAGACUCUUAAGAUGUUCAUAAAAAUGGAAAUCAAGUUCAGAAUAAAAAAAAGAUGAGACAUGACUUCCUUAUAGCGACAAAGACUUACAAGGCGGACAGGUGGAAGGAACAAUGCGUAGGUUAUGUCUUGUUCCUGUUAAAGUGACAUCUUCUCAUGUUUGAAGAUGUCCCAUUUUGUUGUGAGCUAAAUCCUUUAAAUUAUAAUUAUUUAUAGAGCGCCAACAACUACAACCACUACUGGUACGAAGAAGAGGUCCCUGCUCUUCAGAGCUUACAAUCUAGACGUUCUAGUUUGACCGGGAGUGAAUUUUUAAUCUUUUUUCCAGGGAUGAAAGGACUUUUAUAUAAUAUUUUAUAUUAUAUUUCCACAAUUUACCAUUAAUAAUGUAUGUUUUCCCAUUGUACAUUGCUGCGGAACAAUAAAUAAUAAUAAUAGUCUUGAUAA
Molecule: messenger RNA, 922 nt
Organism: Spea bombifrons (plains spadefoot toad)
Lineage: Eukaryota; Metazoa; Chordata; Amphibia; Anura; Pelobatidae
Gene: OXLD1
Product: oxidoreductase like domain containing 1
Exons: 2
Coding region: 141-533 (130 amino acids)
Cellular component (GO): mitochondrion
Source: RefSeq, a predicted model, not a curated record